GUCCACAAUUCCUCCAAUACUUUACAUACUUGUCAUGCUUGUUGUUACGAACUCCCGACGAUUGUCAUCGUCGGCGGGCCUCGUUCCACUCGAAUUUUGAAUUUGAAAAUAACGCAAUUGCGCUACGGAAACGUGUGUGUCGGACCAAAUUCAAUCGGAAUCGAUUCCGUUUUUCCUGGUAAAUGUGCACAUAGUGAAAUGCAAGUGGACAACGGUCGACGGUCGACGGACGACGGACGGCGGACAAUCGGAUCGGAUGUGCCUCCAGUUGGAUCAUCGGGCGCCCGCAACCGACCUGACUUGACACUCUGAACAGUGCCCCAAAUUUAUGAUUGUGUGAUGUGAUUUUUAUUUUGUUUUAACACCCACAAUUUGUUCGUUCAGUGCUCCAGGAUUUGAUUCUAACGGCUCCGAAUAGUGCGCCACCAAAAAGGAUUAUUAACCCUUCACGAACUUUACUGGCAUGUACUUAGGCAGCGUCGUGACACCGAGCACCAUUUCGUCGCCGUGGACACCCGUGACGGGCCCGCCCGCCCCCGAUUCCAAUGGCGCGGGCCCGGAUACAAAGAAUCUCGAUGUCGGCGACAUCAGCGAUGACGAGAAGGACAUGACGGCGGCCGACGCCGAGGGCGUAUGGAGUCCGGACAUCGAACAAAGUUUUCAGGAAGCCCUCGCGAUAUAUCCGCCCUGCGGCAGACGGAAAAUCAUCCUCUCAGACGAAGGGAAAAUGUAUGGACGAAACGAAUUGAUAGCACGGUACAUAAAACUGAGGACGGGCAAAACGCGCACAAGGAAACAAGUCAGCUCGCACAUACAGGUCUUGGCCAGGCGGAAACUGCGAGAGAUCCAGGCCAAACUCAAAGUGGACCACGCGGCGAAGGAGAAAGCCUUGCAGACGAUGUCGAGCAUGUCUAGUGCGCAGAUCGUCUCGGCGACCGCAAUGCACAGCAAGUCGGCGGCCCUAAAUCUAGGUCUGCCGCAUCACGGGCCCUAUGCGGGGGCGCAAUUUUGGCAACCCGGACUUCAGCCUGGCACAUCACAAGAUGUUAAACCGUUCACACAGUCGGCGUAUCCGGGUGGAAAACCAGCGACGGCAGUUUCGGCCGGGGACGUCGGUUCCAUUCAAUCGGCGCCGCCCCCGGUUUGGGAAGGUCGCGCCAUCGCUACCCACAAACUCAGACUUGUCGAGUUCUCCGCCUUCAUGGAAACAACGAACCGAGAAGAAGCAUAUCAGAAACACCUGUUCGUGCACAUAGGCGGGCCGACGCCGUCGUACACGGACCGCCUCCUGGAGGCGGUCGACGUGCGGCAGAUCUACGACAAGUUCCCGGAGAAGAAGGGCGGCCUGAAGGACCUGUACGACAAGGGACCGCAAAACGCAUUCUUCCUCGUCAAAUUCUGGGCGGAUCUCAACACAAACAUCCAGGAGAGCGGAGCAUUCUACGGCGUCACGAGUUCGUACGAAAGUAACGAGAAUAUGACAAUAACCUGUGCGACGAAGGUCUGCUCGUUCGGCAAACAAGUGGUCGAAAAAGUCGAGACGGAAUACGCGAGAUACGAGAACGGACGUUUCGUCUACAGAAUCCAUCGGAGUCCGAUGUGCGAUUACAUGAUCAACUUCAUACACAAGCUGAAACACCUGCCUGAAAAGUACAUGAUGAACAGCGUGUUGGAGAACUUCACCAUACUACAGGUGGUGACGAACAGAGACACGGAAGAGACGUUGUUGUGCACGGCGUACGUGUUCGAGGUGUCGUCGUCGGAACACGGCGCCCAGCACCACAUCUACAGGCUCGUGAAAGACUAGCGGGAUGGCGGUAGGAAACUAGCUGGCUCCCCUCACUUCAGUGCCUACACCCUCACAAUACUAGUAUUAUUAUUGGUUACAUUACUUAGUAAGUAGCUAGGUGAAUUUGUGAAUUUUUUGAAACAAAAAAAAAACGAGAUGAUGAUGAUGAUGAUGAUGAUAAUGAAGACAACACUCAAACACACAGACACUCACAUACAUAAUCGAAGCCAUUUUAUUUUCGGUACGUGGAGAGUGAGAGAACAUAGAAGUUUAUGAUUUGUUUUUUAUAUCAUAGGUUUAUUGAGACAACGUACUUUAUUUACUUUUAUUUAAUUCUACCCCCUACACACAUUAUUAUUAUUAUGAUUAAUUACUAUAAUUUUGCCACCGUCAAUAUGAAAUUCUCUAUUUAGGCCGGUAGACAUUGUAAAUAAUUAUUUAUUAUUAGUUGGAUGAGAUCUGUAUUUUAUUUUCUUGGGACAAUUGCAAUACAAUUCUACUAGUAGCUGACGGUCCAUGCGAAUUAAACGGAGCUUUAGUACUUAUCCGAAAAUAUCAAGUUCGCCAGAAAUCUCACCUAUAUUUAUUUUAGAUUUUAUUUAUACAAAUUAUAUAUUUAUACCUUUAUUGUUUGGUUUGCGUGGACUGUUCAUGCGAGAUUUUCAUAUUGAAAACAGACAUUUUCCCACUACAUAUUUAAUUUAUAACUUCAUAUUAUAAAUUAAAUUAUAUUAAGGCAAUAACGUUAUUUUUUCUUUCGUAGUACCAAUACAUUUAGGUUCUACAGAUUAAUUUGUAAGUUAUGAAAGUUUGCUAUUUGUGAUGAUAAUUUUUAACAAUUUUAUAUAUAAAUAGAUUUUAUCUGAUUUAAAAUACCCAGUAUUUUAAUUAGUACAUUUAGAUUAUCGCCAAUUUAAAUUUCUUAGCUUUAGAAACGUGGCGGCGCCUCCACAAAAUCCAAUACGCUUCUCUUAGUAACUUUAUUGUGGGUUGGUGUUUGUUUAUACCUGAUUGAGAUUAACUAUUUAAAUUCUUCAAUUUGCUGGAUUUUGUGGAGGGUCCGUGCGAAAAACCAGGCCUUUGUGUUCAAAUUGGCAGCCUGCAAUUUGCCAAGUAGUUUGUAAAGUGGUUUCUUAAUUCUGAGUUACGUUCACCCCGCAAAAUUGCCAAAAAACAAAACAAGUGUUAAAAAUCAAUCAAAAUCAAUUAAAAUUGAAUAAUCGUGGGAAUAUUUUGGUCGUUUAAACGGGGACGAAAAACACAAUAAAUUCUAGUGUUUCCACAUUUGCCUGAAAUGAAAACGGAGGAAAAUGUGAAGACAUGCCCUUGUUCGAGGGCGAGUGUAAUGUUUUAUUGUUUAUUUGUUACAAGUGGCAAUGUUUUUGAUCUCUAAUUUUUUUAGUCUUCGAGGAAAAUUAUUUGGUAAGCCUAUGCAAUUUGUUUUUUUUUCGGUAGCUUUUAUUUUUGUAAUUACUCGUAAUUAUUUUUCUAACAAAAUUAAGUUGCACUGGCACCGAUGCGUCUUCUGUGAAGACAAAAAAAUUCUCUUAGUCCAAGAUAAUUAAAGAUUCGGAGUUGCAAUGGAAUUUUCGUUGAAUAAGUCGAUUCGGAUGCAAUUUAUUUUCUAACUGUAAGUGUAAAGAAAAAAUUAAUAAUUUGUAUGAACAAUAAAUAUGUAAAUUAAUGAAUUUACUUAUACCAUAAAUUGAUAUAUUUUAAAAGAUAAAAGUGUCAGUGUAAAAAGGUAAUAUUGUAUAUAUAUUUCUAUAAAAAAUAUGGCGGCUAUAAAUAUUUUUAUCGUCUUGAAAUGCAAAUGUAAGGUUCUUUAAAAUAUAAAAAAGUGUGCUAUAUUUAAUGAGAUUUUUUAUCCAUAUCUGGAAAUGCCAUAUCAACGUCAAAUUUAUUGAAUCUUAUAGUUUUGCUCUGUAUGUGUACAGUAUUUUAAAUCAUGUUUAUAAUUUGUAUGGAAAUUAUAAAAAUUGAUAUAAG
Molecule: messenger RNA, 3778 nt
Organism: Aethina tumida (small hive beetle)
Lineage: Eukaryota; Metazoa; Arthropoda; Insecta; Coleoptera; Nitidulidae
Gene: scalloped
Product: transcriptional enhancer factor TEF-1
Exons: 10
Coding region: 464-1807 (447 amino acids)
Biological process (GO): hippo signaling; regulation of transcription by RNA polymerase II; embryonic organ development
Cellular component (GO): transcription regulator complex
Molecular function (GO): DNA-binding transcription factor activity, RNA polymerase II-specific; RNA polymerase II cis-regulatory region sequence-specific DNA binding
Source: RefSeq, a predicted model, not a curated record